Molecule: messenger RNA, 1539 nt
Organism: Didymodactylos carnosus
Lineage: Eukaryota; Metazoa; Rotifera; Eurotatoria; Philodinida; Philodinidae
Source: the annotation of a GenBank genome assembly
AUGAGUACUCUGACUGCACUUCCUGGACAGCAGGGUCACGUUGAUCCAGAAGAAAUAUUUCAUCGUCUCGAUCAUAUUGGGCGUGGCUCAUUUGGCGAAGUAUACAAAGGAAUAAAUAUUAAAUCAUCGAACGUUGUUGCUAUUAAAAUAAUUGACUUGGAAAAAGCUGAAGAUGAAAUAGAAGAUAUACAACAAGAAAUUCAAGUUCUAUCACAGUGCAAUUCUCAAUUUAUAACAAAAUAUUUUGGAUCCUAUUUAAAAGGAACAAAGCUAUGGAUAAUAAUGGAAUAUUUAGGUGGUGGGUCGGCAUUGGAUUUAAUGAAACCCGGACCAUUCGAUGAAACAUAUAUUGCAAUUAUAUUACGUGAAGUUCUCAAAGGUCUUGAGUAUCUACAUUCUGAGAAAAAGAUUCAUCGAGACAUCAAGGCUGCCAAUGUUUUAUUGUCUGAACAUGGAGAUGUGAAACUAGCCGAUUUUGGAGUUGCAAAACAGUUAACUGACUCAGUGAAUAAAGGAAAUACAUUUGUAGGUACACCCUUUUGGAUGUCACCAGAAGUUAUUAUGCAACACAAGUAUGAUUACUCGGCUGAUAUUUGGUCAUUAGGAAUAACUGCCAUUGAACUAGCUAAAGGAGAGCCGCCUUAUUCUGAUCUUCACCCAAUGAGAGUACUACUUCAAAUACCAAAAAAUCCUCCACCGCAGCUAACUGGAAAUUACAGCAAAAUAUUUCGAGAAUUUAUAGAAAGCUGUCUACAAAAAACACCUGAACAUAAGAGUACCAAAUAUCUAGUGGAAUUGAUCGAUCGUUAUCGACGAUGGAAAGAUAGUCAUAAAAAUGGCGGUUCAGAUAGUGGAUCUGAUUCGGACGAUGAAAAUCAGAAACACAAAACAAUUGUGGGAGAAUGGAAUUUUACAGUGAAAACUUCCCCAUCUGAUGGUGUCAUUAAAAAACAUCUUCCACGUCAUGGUGGGAAACGAGGACCGUCUGAUAUAAAUGAGCUGGAAAAUGUUUUGCCUCAAUCACCGGCAGAACCGCAGCGUUCCAUCGAAUUAGAUCCAUUACUAAAAUCAAUAUUUUCUGACCUCUCGCAUCGUUAUAAUAUUCCAUCUUCAUCACCAUCGAAUGGAAAUGCGCAUUCAUCAAUCUCUCAACAAACUGGUUCAGAAUUAUUUCAUGAUCUUUAUCAGAUGUUUGAAAAUGCUCAGCUACGUUAUCCGGGUUUUAGUGAUGAAUUUAUAAAAAUAUUACGUGAUCAUUUGUCAAAAGCAACAACAACAAUUUCGUCAUCCGCUGCAGCAAUAUCCUCAAUAACAGAAAAUGAUAAUUUAACUUCGAGUAUGUCUGAUACCAUUGACAAAGCAGAACAAAACGCUAUGAAAGCAGCGGCUAGAGAAAAUGCUAAAGAAGUUAAUAAUGAAUCGAAUGAAGAAGCUAAUAAUAUGCUUAUUCGGGAACAAAAACCGAAAACACCAGUGUCAAAUAAUGAUGGUGAUCCGAAGAAAGAACCACCAAUGAUGGAUAUUCAGCAAAUGCAUUAA